Molecule: messenger RNA, 2995 nt
Organism: Myripristis murdjan (pinecone soldierfish)
Lineage: Eukaryota; Metazoa; Chordata; Actinopteri; Holocentriformes; Holocentridae
Gene: slc9a5
Product: solute carrier family 9 member A5
Biological process (GO): sodium ion import across plasma membrane; potassium ion transmembrane transport; proton transmembrane transport
Cellular component (GO): plasma membrane
Molecular function (GO): sodium:proton antiporter activity; potassium:proton antiporter activity
Source: RefSeq, a predicted model, not a curated record
AUGCUGCCGCUCGGACUGAUGUUGCUGCUGCUUCCAGCGGCCCCCUCCGCCGCCGCCACCGACCUGCCAGGAUCAGGCGCGCCGCUCCGCGCGGAGCUCGGCGCGUCUACACCAGUACCCGGCUCUCCCUCCGCGUCGGCCCUCCUCCUGCAGCCUGGGGCGGAAUACAGUCCGUCCGGUCUCGCCUUGGCCCGGUCGGCGGAGGUACUGGUCAGUACCGGCGAGGAGGAGGAGGGUCAGCAGCAUCAUAAUCACGGCGGUGGGUACCGGGUGGUUCAGUGGGAGUGGAGCUACGUCCAGACUCCGUACAUCAUCGCCAUUUGGCUGCUGGUGGCCAGUGUGGCCAAAAUCUUGUUCCACUUCUCCCAGCGAUUCACCACAGUCGUCCCAGAGAGCUGCAUGCUGAUCCUUCUGGGCCUGGUUCUGGGUGGGGUCGUCCUCAUAGCCAAUAAGAAGCAACUGUACCAGCUGGAGCCUGCUCUCUUCUUCCUCUUCCUUCUGCCAACCAUUGUGGGUGAUGCCGGCUACUUCAUGCCAGCCCGGCUCUUCUUUGACAACCUGGGAGCCAUUCUGCUCUAUGCUGUGGUGGGAACACUGUGGAAUGCCUUCUGCACAGGCUUCUGCCUGUAUGGGGUCAAACUCCUCGGGGUCAUAGAUGAGCGUGUGCAGGCAGACCUGAUGGACUUCCUGCUGUUUGGGGCAUUGAUUUCUGCUGUUGACCCGGUGGCAGUGUUAGCUGUGUUUGAGGAAGUUCACGUCAACGACAUGCUCUUCAUCAUCGUCUUCGGAGAGUCACUGCUCAAUGACGCUGUCACUGUGGUGUUGUAUAAAGUCUAUAUUUCCUUUGUCGAAGUUGGACCAGGAAACGUUCAGACAGCAGACUACUUCAAAGGAGUAGCCUCCUUCCUCAUCGUCAGUAUUGGAGGGACUCUGGUGGGUCUGGUCUUCGCUGUCAUCCUGGGCUUCAUCACUCGUUUCACUAAGAAGGUUCGGAUCAUUGAACCACUCUUCGUCUUCCUGCUGGUCUACCUAGCCUACCUGACAGCUGAGCUCUUCUCCCUGUCUGCCAUCUUGUCAAUGACCUUCUGUGGCAUCGGGGCCAAUAAAUAUGUGGAAGCCAACAUUUCUCAGAAAUCUCGGACCACGGUGAAAUACACGAUGAAGACUCUGGCCAGUAUCGCUGAGACCAUCAUCUUCAUCUUCCUGGGGAUCUCAGCUGUGGACAAAUCCAAAUGGGCUUGGGACACUGGCUUAGUCUCCUGCACCCUCAUCUUCAUCUUCAUCUUCAGAGCCGUUGGUGUGAUUGGUCAGACCUGGAUUCUGAACCGUUUCCGCCUAGUCCCAUUGGAUAAGAUUGACCAGGUGGUGAUGUCAUAUGGUGGCCUGCGUGGUGCGGUGGCAUUUGCCCUGGUGGUGUUACUGGAUGGGGAGCAGGUCAGAGCCAAGGAUUACUUUGUAGCCACCACGAUUGUUGUCAUCUUCUUCACCGUCAUGUUCCAGGGUCUGACAAUCAAACCUCUGGUGAAGUGGCUCAAAGUUCCUCGUUCCACCAGCAGGAAGCCCACCAUCAACGAGGAGAUCCAUGAGAGGGCAUUCGACCACAUCCUUACAGCAGUAGAGGACAUUGCAGGGCUGCAAGGAUACCACCACUGGAGAGACAAAUGGGAGCAGUUUGAUAAGAACUACCUAAGUAAGCUGCUGCUGAGGAAAUCUGUCUACCGGAAGAGUGAACUGUGGGAGGCCUACCAGAAGAUCAAUAUCAGAGAUGCCAUCAGCGUCAUAGACCAGGGUGGGAAUGUCCUCACCUCUGCCAGACUAUCCCUGCCCUCAAUGGCCAGCAGAACCUCUUUCCCUGAGGUCACCAAUGUCACCAACUACCUGCGUGAGAAUGGUAGUGGUGUGUGUCUGGACCUCCAGGUGAUUGACAAUGUGCCUGGGGCAAAAGUAGAGGAGGAUACAGAGACACACCAUGUCCUCGCUGGAAAUCUUUACAAGCCUAGGAGACGGUACCAGUCCCACUAUAGCCGUCACUUCAUGCCAGUGGGGGAGAAGGAGCGUCAGGAUAGGGAGGUUUUCCAAAGGAACAUGAGAAGUCGCAUGGAGACCUUCAAAUCCACCCGGCACAAACGACACAAAAAGGAGCGCAGCCAGAAGAAGCGCCGAGGAUCUGACACCAAGGAGGAGGGUAAUGACAAGCCGAGACGCAAUGUCAGCUGGCAGGACAAAGAUCCGGUGGUAGUUCCCAUCGAUUCAGAGGAGGACAAAGGUGAGCACUCAGACCCAGAGAAGGAAGAAGAUGUAGGCAUCACCUUUGUGGCUCACAACACAGAAACACCAAAACAACGGCCCAAAUCAGUCCCAGCAGGUCUAGAUGGGUGCCAGAGCCCAUCAGCAACCCCCCCCUCACCUACCAGUGGAGAGAACCAGUUGCCAUGGAAGGGGGGGGUGGGCUCACUGCCCCCCUGUGUGUCUGUGGAAGCCACUAAGAUCAUCCCUGUAGACCUUCAACAGGCCUGGAACCAGAGCAUCUCCUCCUUGGAGAGCAUCUCUUCCCCACCAGUACCUGCCGAGCCUGUGCAUCCCAGAGUGAGCGCCCUCUCCAGGCUGGGAGGACCCCGCCCUGCCUCCUACACCCCCACCGGCAGCUCAGCAGGUAGCACAUCCUCCAUUGCAGCCCAUGUGGCGCAAGGCUCAGUCACUUUCCACUUCCCAGAGAAGGAGGAGGAAGAUGAGGAGGGUGGAGGUGUGUCAGAGCAGCAGCAGGAGAUGCAGCCGCUCAUGUCGUCUCUGAGGCCCCCUGGACCGCCGCCACCACCUCCUGCCUCUGCCUUUGGCUCGGGAAGAAGGAGGAACCCCUGUGUGUACUUGAGGAGCCUGGUAACAGUGCCUCCUCCUGGCAGUGAGAUGUACACCAGAGGGCCCACCCAGCUGUAACAGCAGAUUUCAGAUCAGCACAUAGUCCUUGAGCUGCAUCCAUAACCUCUUGAGUGGAGCA